AUGGCAGAAGAGCUCUUUGACAACGAUUUUGGCACUGCCAUGACCAAGUCAAUCAAGCAGGUCAACAUGGACCUUGCAAUGCUUGCAUCCUUGACCGCUGUGCAAGGACGAAUUGUGUCAAGACCAAGGGCUCAAGACCAAAUCAGAGCAUUUGUACAGUGGGUUCGCGAUGAAAUUCGGAUGGGCAGGAACCCUGCACAACACCCUUUCCCAGCUGGAGAUACAUCUACUCUGCUGCAGCGAUUGAACUUCCAUCAAAAGUAUGAUGUCAAAGAUUCUAAAACUUUAAUUGACAAUACGGUUCCACCCAAGUGGAGCAAAGAACAACAAUGGAAGCAAUGGGUCAAGCUGCUCCGUGACCACCUCCGCGCAUAUAUCGGUGUCAAUGGCAUCCCUCUUGUUUAUGUGGUCCGCGAGAAUGCAGCUCAAGACCCAACACCACAAGACGAUUUUCUUGACGAAUACAUCAAUAUGGCUCUACUUGUUGGAACCGCCUUUAUUGUGGAUAACAAACAAGUGUUGGCUCUACUGAACAAAUUUAUCAUGGGUUGUUCUGAAGCUGAAAUGGUGAUACAAGCGCUCAAUACUACUACUGAUGGUAGAGCUGCUUUCUUCGCAUUGAAGGCAUUUUAUGAAGGUGAAGGCAUUUUCGCUCAUGAUGUCAUGGCAGCGGAAAACAUCAUUGCAACACUUUUCUAUGCAGGAGAAAAACGUCCAGCUAUGUACUGGCAGAAAUUUGAACAAAUAUUAAAUAAUGCCUAUGCAACCAUGCAUCACGAAUAUGGACGUGUAAUGUAUACUGAUGUUAUGAAGCUACGAUCCCUCCAACAAAGAAUCAAAGCUGACUUCCUGUCACAGACGAAAGCGGCAAUUGAAACUAACAUGGAUGCUAUUCCUAUGACUAUGACAUAUGAUCAUCGCAAUCGGAACAAAAAUAACCAAGACAAUGCUAGUACCAACGAAAAUACAAGAAAUAUAGCCGCACUGACUUCUCUGAUUGGAGAUUUGACCGGCCGUUUGACUGUACCAACCAAAAUCACACAAGAUACUGCUGCUACUCAAAUCUCCCAUGUCACUACUGGCACCAACAGGCGCUCCAUUAUUGGAGGACGUCUACAACAAGCCCAACAGCACCAAAAUGGAGGAAGUGGGAGUAAUAUCUGA
This is a messenger RNA of Cylindrotheca closterium, 1164 nucleotides long. NCBI's taxonomy places the organism in Eukaryota, Bacillariophyta, Bacillariophyceae, Bacillariales, Bacillariaceae. The record is from the annotation of a GenBank genome assembly.